AUCCAGAGUUGUUUCCCCUUGUUGUGCACCAACACAGAAUGACUUAUGGCGCCCUUCAUUUGAAUGACAUGAUAACCUCGUCGGACAAAGUCUCCGAAUGACCAUGUCACCGAUCCAUCACUUGUAUUGGACUCUUUUUCGGAGACCUCACAUAGGUGUGGUACUCACGCCACAAGCAAAGAAAGUUUUCUACUGUCUGACAAGAUGUAAUUCCACUAAACAGAACUCACCUUUACUGGAUACCUACUAUGAUCGAUGCAAAUAUGGACAAUUGAAAGCUGAUGAUCACCAAAUUAGCGUUAUUGGAAACUUACAAUCACUGCAUGACCACUUAAAAGACUACAAGCCAGUGACUUCUACUUGGUUUCAAAAGAUAUUAAAAUUAAAAAAUGACCAAAAAGCACCCAGAGGCAUUUAUUUAUAUGGAGAUGUUGGUAGGCUGUGGUAAGACCAUGUUGAUGGAUCUCUUCCACAAUAACUGUGUGAUUGAGAAGAAACUCCGGGUACACUUUCAUGAAUUCAUGCUUGAUGUCCAUAAAAAAAUUCAUAAAGUGAAGAAAGAGAUGCCUAAACAGAGGAAUAUAAAUCAAUCAGAAGCAUUUGACCCAAUUCCUCCUGUUGCAAAAGAAAUCAGCUCCAACACCUGGCUUUUAUGUUUCGAUGAAUUUCAAGUGACUGAUAUUGCAGAUGCUAUGAUCUUGAAGAGUUUGUUUACUGAACUUUUCAAUAAUGGAAUUGUUGUAGUUGCUACUUCGAAUCGACAUCCAGACGAUCUUUAUAAAAAUGGACUUCAGCGAGCUAAUUUUGUACCAUUUAUUGAUAUAUUAAAGGAUUUUUGUUAUGUAUUGUGUCUGGACUCAGGUAUAGACUACCGAAUGAAACAAUUGAUUACCGAAGGGAAGACUUAUUUUUUAACCACAGAAGCUGAUUGUGAAACAAAAGUGGAUGAAGUGUUCAGUUCUUUGUGUGAAUCUCAGAAAUCUGAUGUGGAACCUCGUAAUCUCAAAAUAUUAGGAAGAAAUCUCCAUUUACCUGUCACAUGUGGACGGCUGUUGGACACUUCCUUUAAAGCAAUGUGUUGUGAAGCUCUUGGCGCCAUAGAUUACUUAGAGAUAUGUCGACAUUUUGAUGUUAUUAUUUUGCGUAAUGUUCCAGCCAUGUCCUUGAACAACAGGACAGCAGCACGGCGAUUUGUCACCUUAAUAGAUACGUUAUAUGAUAACCAAGUGAAGUUGAUCAUAGCAGCUGAAGUGAAACUAUCCCUGAUAUUUUAUAUUGGAGAAUUCAAUGUGAAAUGCCAACAAGAUCACAGUAUGUUGAUGGAUGAUCUAGGGAUUCAUUCGCACAGUGAUUUGGCUCAGUCUAGUAUAUUUACUGGAGAAGAAGAACUUUUUGCUUUUAGUCGAACAAAGUCAAGACUAAGUGAGAUGAUGACAGAAGAAUAUUGGAGAAUCAAACCAAAACAACCAACGUAAUGAUAACUGAAUUUAGGAGGAUUUUUAUAUAGAAACGUAAUAGUAUUGAAAUAUAUUGUAAAAAUAUGGAAAAACUAUCUUUGUUUAAAUUCUUAUACAACGGAAAUUUAACAUAUUUAAAAAUUAUUUAUCUGGAAUAUUUAAUAGUGUCUAUAAAAUUAAAUUUUGCUUCAGCUAUUCAGUGGAUUCAUCUCAGGGGAAAAUUAUUUCAAUGUCAAAAUUAAAACAAAUUGCCAAAUGGAGGUUUCUUUUAAUACUCUUUUACUCUUUUACUUGUUUCAGUCAUUUGACUGCGGCCAUGCUGGAGCACUGCCUAUAGUCGAUCAAAUUGACCCCAGGACUUAUUCUUUUGGAAGCCUAGUACUUAUUCUAUCGGUCUCUUUUGCCGAACCGCUAAGUUACGGGGACAUAAACACACCAGCAUUGGUUGUCAAGCGAUGUUGGGGGGACAAACACAGACAUAUACACACACAUACAUAUAUAUAUAUAUAUAUAUAUAUACAUAUAUACGACGGGCUUCUUUCAGUUUUCGUCUACCAAAUCCACUCACAAGGCUUUGGUCGGCCCGAGGCUAUAGUAGAAGACACUUGCCCAAGGUGCCACGCAGUGGGACUGAACCCAGAACCAUGUGGUUGGUAAGCAAGCUACUUACCACACAGCCACUCCCGCCUCAGUUUUUUUUUAAAUUUUUUUUUUUUAUGGAGGAUAUUCAGACUUCAAAGAAUUUAAAGACAAAAAUGUGACUAUCCUAAACAAAAUAAGCAGCUACAUUGUCUCUUUUAAGUUCUCUUAAUUCUGUCUCAUUUUCUGAGUCUCAGCAAAAAUUUUUACGAUGUUUUCAUCCUCGAAUGUCUCCCUGUCAAUGUCUGCUUCACUGUAAAACUUUAAAUAAGUAGUUUCUCACUGGUUCACUGAAGUCUUUUUCAUAUAGUGAUGCAAGAAAAUAUAUGAGGAGAAGUUUUUCAUUGCUUUCAAGAAGAGAAUUUGAGCUUUGCAUGGUCAGCCAACUGAACACUCUUCAAUUAUAAAGUUACUGCAGCGAUUAAUUCCUAUGAUAUAAUUUACAGCUAAGCGGACUGAAUCAUUGAGAGUUAAGUGCCUUUGUUGCUUAUGCAAUACAAACCCUCAUCUCUUUGAUGGGCCAGUAUCUUUUUCAACUUUGAUAAUUUGAUAUAUGUUACAUUGGCUAAAUAUAUUAUUUCUUACAUGUCAUCACUAAAUGCUCUUUAAUGCUUAUUAAAAGAUGUUCGGAAUUUCACAUUAUGUGAUACUCUGCUUUAUUAUGACUUGUGAUCAUAGACUAAAGUAACAUCAACUAAAUAGCAUGGUCCAAAAUUUAGAUUUAUUUUUAUUCCUUUCAAUAAAUAUUGUUGGAAAAUAAAUUUCCCCUACCAUGAAAUAUAUUCUAGAGAAAGAUGGCAUGUCUUAUCUCCAUGUGCAUCUUAUGUGUUUAUAGAUAUAGGGAUUAAGCUUAUCAGUAAUUGAAAAAUUAAAAGAUAGGUCCUAAAAAUUAUUUGGUUAUUAAAUUAAAUUUAAGCAAUCUUUGAAGUUUUAUUCAUUUUCCAAUACUUAAAAUGGUUAAGCCUUUUCUCUCUAAUUCUGGAGAAAUUUAUUGACUUCAUAAAAAAUAUGGGCCAACCAGUUUCUAGAAGAAUGUUUUUAAAUGUGAGCUUACCCUAAUGUCAAUUUAGUUACAAUGAUGUGUGAUGUUCUGAUAAAACAUUCAUUGCAGCCAAAUAUACAACAAUGAUAAGCUUACUGAUUUAAAGGAAGUAUUCUGUAGAAGAGUUUUGAGUCUGUGUUGUUGCUCUUUCACUUCACUUAUUCUGCUAAUGUACAUGAAUAUAACACAGAGGUCAACAGAGCUGAUUACUUUGUUAAUAAAUAUCAUCAUGAAUAAGCAAUUAAAUAGAUUUACUGUGAGAAAAAUAAAUAACUUUAUCCUUUGUUAUGCCAAAAUCUGAUUAAAAGUUAACUCCCUUCCAACAUUGUUCCCCAAAAAGAUAAGAACAUGAAGCAGGUCCUUCACAAUAUUUAAUUCAAUGUUUCCCUUUUUGAAGUUCAAAUCAUUUUCGACUCAUUUUUGUUUCAUCCGAUCAAGAUUGAUACCAGUAAUAUAUCAUAUUGAUUAUACUCAUUUCACCUUAUGAAAAUAAAGUCUGUUUUUUUAAAAGAA
Molecule: messenger RNA, 3651 nt
Organism: Octopus bimaculoides (California two-spot octopus)
Lineage: Eukaryota; Metazoa; Mollusca; Cephalopoda; Octopoda; Octopodidae
Product: AFG1-like ATPase
Cellular component (GO): cytoplasm; mitochondrion
Molecular function (GO): ATP hydrolysis activity; ATP binding
Source: RefSeq, a predicted model, not a curated record